Cebus imitator (Panamanian white-faced capuchin) is the source of this 867-nucleotide messenger RNA. RefSeq names its product 60S ribosomal protein L29-like. The coding region runs from base 272 to 748 and encodes 158 amino acids. Gene Ontology annotation, molecular function: structural constituent of ribosome. NCBI's taxonomy places the organism in Eukaryota, Metazoa, Chordata, Mammalia, Primates, Cebidae. Gene Ontology annotation, biological process: cytoplasmic translation. The record is from RefSeq and is a predicted model, not a curated record. The transcript has a single exon. Gene Ontology annotation, cellular component: cytosolic large ribosomal subunit; ribosome.
AGACGAGUAUGAGUUCUCAUUUCCCAAGUAGUACCCAUAAGGCUCUAGAUCCCUUUGGUAAUACAGAAAAGAGAAAAUAAAAGAGGAAUAGACGUUAGGAAGUUCCCUUUUGGCCAGGCAUGGUGGCUCAUGCCUGUAAUCCCAGCACUCGGGAGGCCAAGACAGGAAGAUCACUUGAGCUUAGGAGUUCAAGACCAGCUGGGCAAUCUAUUGAGACUUUGUCUCUACAAAAAAUUUAAAAAAUCCAGGGAACCACAGCUUAGGUGCAGACAUGGCCAAGUCCAAGAGCCACACAACACACAACCGGUCCCAAAAAUGGCACAGAAAUGGUAUCAAGAAACCCCGAUCACAAAGAUACGAAUCUCUUAAGGGGGUGGACCCCAAGUUCCUGAGGAACAUGCGCUUUGCCAAGAAGCACAACAAGAAGGGUCUAAAGAAGAUACAGGCCAACAAUGCCAAGGCCAUGAGUGCACGUGCCGAGGCCAUCAAGGCUCUCGUAAAGCCCAAGGAGGUUAAGCCCAACAUCCCAAAGCGGGGUGUCAGCCGCAAGCUUGAUCGACUUGCCUACACUGCCCACCCCAAGCUUGGGAAGCGUGCUCGUGCACGCAUUGCCAAGGGGCUCAGGCUCUGCCGGCCAAAAGUCAAGGCCAAGUCCAAGGAUCAAAACAAGGCCCAGGCUGCAGCUCCAGCUUCAGUUCCAGCUCAGGCUCCCAAAGGUGCUCAGGCCCCUACAAAAGCUUCAGAGUAGAUAUCUCUGUCUGCCAAUGUGAGGAAAGAAGGACUGGUGCGACCCCCCGGGGCUGCCAUCUGCAUGGGGCUGGGGUCCUCCUGUGCUAUUUGUACAAAUAAACAUGAGGGAGGAUUUGU